AUGAGCUGCACGAAGCAGCGUCCACUCUGCGCAGAGGAAGCACACAGCACGACAACGCUGCAAGGCGGCAGCCAGGAAACGGUUUCGACGAUCAUUAAGCAAUCGCCAACAUCGCCGCAGCAACAACAACAGCAGCAGCAGCGGUUGAGUGGAAUUGCAGGUCUGCAAGUGGAUGAAGUGCUCUAUGCGCAGCAGCAGCAGCAACAACAGCAGCAGCAGCAGGCCACACAGCGGCAACAUCAACAGCAGCAACAUCAACAGCAACAACAGCAACUUGUUACUUACCAGGACCGUCCACCGCCGCCGCCCUACAACGUGUGCAGCAAACAGCCACCGCCACACCAUCAGCAACAGUUCGAUGAGGAGCAACAACAUCAGCAACAUCAACAGCAGCAGCAGCAACAAUUGAAUACCUAUGAACAGUUUUUGAAACUGUCGGCACAGGAAUACACGCAAUUGAAUGCAGCUGCCGAGAGUGCGGCGCUCAACUUGAGCAGCAUUGGCGUUGGCAAAUCUGUCGAGGAAGAUGGCACCGUCGAAUCAUCGUCAACAGCAACAACAGCAACAACAACUCACGAGCUGCGCAUGCUGCGGCAGGCGAAUGUGGCUGCUGCCAUGGCUGUGGUUGCUAAUGUGGCUGCCAAUGCGAAUGUUGAGCCCGUCAAUGACACCGAUUGCGAGCCGUAG
Molecule: messenger RNA, 687 nt
Organism: Drosophila albomicans
Lineage: Eukaryota; Metazoa; Arthropoda; Insecta; Diptera; Drosophilidae
Product: UPF0746 protein DDB_G0281095-like
Exons: 3
Coding region: 1-687 (228 amino acids)
Source: RefSeq, a predicted model, not a curated record